CACCUUCAAUUUGUCAUUUGAGUUGUAAAUAACUGAGCAAAUUAAGCAAAACUCUUUGAAAUUAUGGCCAACAGCCGGGAAUCAUUUACAAGCGCUCAAACCCCAACGGAUGAUGGCCAGUUGUCUGAAGUCAACGCGAACAAUCCGAACGCUUUAAGGGAACUGCUGCAGCUGCGUCUGCAGGAAUGCGGCUGGUAUGAUUCAAUUCGAAAGAUGAUACGCAACAUUCUAAUCAAGCGAGGUGCCAAAAAUGUUACCUAUGAAGAGAUCCACGCCGAGAUAGUGCCCAAGGCACGCGCUUUGGUCCCAGAGGAGGUGCGCAAGGAGCUGCAGUUGAUCGUGCGCGACGCCUUGGAGUCGACAAAGCGUUAACUAGAUAUCUGCGCAUAUGUCUAUAUAUGUCUAGCAAAUACAAAUAUAUGUAAACACAUUAUAUGU
Molecule: messenger RNA, 438 nt
Organism: Drosophila novamexicana
Lineage: Eukaryota; Metazoa; Arthropoda; Insecta; Diptera; Drosophilidae
Product: enhancer of yellow 2b transcription factor-like
Exons: 1
Coding region: 64-372 (102 amino acids)
Biological process (GO): poly(A)+ mRNA export from nucleus; positive regulation of DNA-templated transcription; regulation of transcription by RNA polymerase II
Cellular component (GO): SAGA complex; nuclear pore; DUBm complex
Molecular function (GO): transcription coactivator activity; chromatin binding
Source: RefSeq, a predicted model, not a curated record